GUCAUCGCCAUUAUUGUUUUCGGUCGUGUUUUCCGUUUUUGAUCGGAGGCUUGAAUAGUACUGGGUGGAAAAUAAACGGACGGAAUACUGCCUCGGCAAUUCUGUAACGAAAUUAAGUUGGGUUAGAACGGCGCAGUACGGCAUAACAGCUGCGUUGUGCACCCGAUACAAAGGGGAAGCCACCAGAAUCAGCAUCAUCAGCAUCGUUUUACGAUUGUUUUGCUUUUGCCAUUGGUGCAUCAAUGUUUUGUUCAGAAUGGCGGAAAAGGACGGAUUUGUAGAAAAUGUGGGAUUUCUUUAUCGUACGAUGGUGGAACGAGACCCAAGCAAAAGAAGAGUAAAGCCUGUUGAAAAUCACCUACAACUUCUCGACUUCGCCGAUUUGGGUGACAGCUCUGACGACAGCGACUUUCACAUCGAUGACCACGAAAAAGACCUGGAAUCAGAUGACCAAGGAGAUUCAUCUGAGAACAACGAUGAUGAUGAUGUUGAUGGUACAUCUGAAGAGGAAUCUGAAGAUGCAAAUAUCCAGCAGAGUAUCCAGGAUGGUGUUGAAGAAACAAAGGCAGCACCGUUGGAAACGAAAAAGGUUCCGAAAAUUAUCGUUGGGGACCUAAUAGAGCGAGCAAUGCAAAGGCAAAGCCAGGCAAGACAAAGGAUAUCAAGUGGAGAGUCCUCUUUCAAAUUCAAGGUUUCCAUUUGCAGCGUCUGUCUGGGAGACAUAAGCAUUGAAGAUGACGAAAUCGUCGAGUGCGACUGUUGUGGUGUCUCUGUUCAUGAAGGUUGCUAUGGCAUUAGUGACACUGACACAGUUCUGAGUUCAGUGUCAUCUAGCUCCACAGAGCCAUGGUUCUGUGACCCUUGCAAGGCAGGGCAGAAGGAUCCUGUUUGUGAACUUUGUCCCAACACUGGUGGUAUAUUUAAAGAAACUGAGGUUGGCAAGUGGGUGCAUCUGGUGUGUGCUCUGUACAUUCCUGGUGUUGCAUUUGGCAAUGUGGAAAAACUCACUCCCGUUACCUUAUUUGAGAUGCCGUACUCUCGCUGGGGUGCAAAGCCCUGCUCCCUUUGUGAAGAUGACCGUCUGAGUCGGACAGGUGUGUGCAUCUGCUGCGAUGCAGGCAUGUGCAAAACCUAUUUUCACGUUACUUGUGCACAGCGUGAAGGACUGCUUUCUGAAGCUUCAAUGGAAGAGAUUGCAGAUCCAUUCUUUGCAUAUUGCAAGGUUCAUGCUGAUAAAAUGAUUGUGCGAAGUAAACGGCGAAAUUGGUUAGCCCUGCAGUCACGGAAGAAGGAAAGGAUGUAUGAAGUUAAGGAAGAUCCAAAAGAACAGUCAAGAGUGGAACGAAAGUUGGAAUGGCACCGUGAAAAAUACAGAAAAAAUAAAACUGAAAGACCUCCACCAUGGGUCCCCACACAGAAAAUGCCUCGCUUGCUCACAAGUAGCGCAUCAGCAUGUCGCAAGCUGCUUCGAAAAGCCGAACUGCUUGGUGUGAGCCCUCAAGCUCACCUUGCUGCUGAAAGUAUUGCCGACGUUCAUCGGAAAUGGCAUGUGCCUCCUGCUUUCAGCCUCGAAUUUGUCAGCUACUACGUAGAUAGAUGCAGCCGAGUUGCAACCAUGCAGCGGCGACUCGAUGAGCUCUUGCAACAAAAUGCUCAAUACCAGGAAGAAGAACAGCAACUCCGGAACAAAUAUGAAGCUCUUGUAAAGGAGCUGGAAGAACUUAAGAAAGAAAACAGCCAGCUGCAAGAAGCAGGAGUCAACCUAUGGAACAUACUGUGUGACCUAGGCACUGAGAAGUUACCCUGGCCAGAUAUCUUAGAAGCAAAAAAGCCAGCAGCAAAGCCAGCUAGUAGAACAAAUCGUCGUUCAGAUUCUGGCUCUUCGUUUCUUUUUGAGUGUGGAGUAUGCAAGGGAUCUCAGGACCAGCAUCAGCUCGCCAGGUGUGAUAGCUGCCAGCUACACUACCACCUCUACUGCCUUGAUCCACCUCUUACGAGGAUGCCCAAGAAAACGAAGUCGAUGGGAUGGCAGUGUAGCGAAUGCGAUAAAAAUGCUGAUGAUGAGAAAGAGAGACACUGCGACCUCGACGCUCCACGGCGCCUGCGGGACUUUCCACGGGGAACCGUGAGGUACGAGGGCAUCCCAUACUGCAUUGAAGACAAAAAGCCAAGCAGGAUGAGUAGGCGUGUCAGGCAAUCAUCAACACCUGUAGAACCGAUGGAGGAAGACUCUUCAUCUGCAUCAACUCCUGAGAAGCAGAGGAAACUUUCUACUGGAGGGGCUUCCAGCAAAAAACGCAAGCGUUCCCUCGAUGCACAAGCCUAUAAGAAGUCAAAGCGUUCUAAACGGCGCAAGGUAUCUGCAUCUACUAAUGGCACAACAGGCAUAAAGAUCCAGGAUGCUGUAGUGCAGGAACCACCACCAGUCGUGCCAACUGAAGAAAAUGAAAUACAGGUUAAGGAAGAGGACAAAAGCCUUCAGCCUGACAAAGAAGUCAAGGCGGAAUGUGUUACGUGUGGUACACCUGGUGACUCUUCUAGCCUUGUCAUCUGUGAUGCGUGCAACAAGGGCUAUCACUUUCUCUGCCUACAUCCUCCAGUAAAGAAAUCCCCAAAGCAGAGAGGGUACACCUGGCACUGUGAAGACUGCACUGCAUUUUUGGUCUAGAUUCCUUUCCUGUAAUUGGCAUUGGCUGGGACUCACUCUGCAAGGUUAAAGAAGAAGUAUGUAAAGAGGUGCAACAUUUUGAGGAGUGUAGAAGUAAAUUUGACUUAUUUUACAUGUA
Ornithodoros turicata is the source of this 2786-nucleotide messenger RNA. Its product is annotated as PHD finger protein 14-like. Lineage: Eukaryota; Metazoa; Arthropoda; Arachnida; Ixodida; Argasidae. Gene Ontology annotation, biological process: regulation of transcription by RNA polymerase II. Bases 257 to 2668 code for a protein of 803 amino acids. The record is from RefSeq and is a predicted model, not a curated record. The transcript is spliced from 23 exons.